Molecule: messenger RNA, 1309 nt
Organism: Sarcophilus harrisii (Tasmanian devil)
Lineage: Eukaryota; Metazoa; Chordata; Mammalia; Dasyuromorphia; Dasyuridae
Product: zinc finger protein 461-like
Exons: 4
Biological process (GO): regulation of immune system process; negative regulation of transcription by RNA polymerase II; regulation of cytokine production
Source: RefSeq, a predicted model, not a curated record
UUUUCCUGGACGUCUUUCUCAGGGUUAUCAGAAAUCCUCAGUCAGUGUGACCUGUGAUAGUAAGAGCUCUGGCCAUAAAGGGUGGGGGAAGCAGGACCCUGAGAUAAGGCCCAGCUGGAGGAACCUGACCAAAUUCAGGCAUUUUGGUUACCUUGCUACCUCCACAGGGAGCCUGAAGCCAGAGGGAAUGGGUCCUGGAAGCCUCAGACCUCCUCCCCAGGAGGUAGUAACUUUCAAGGAUGUGGCUGUGGACUUCACUCAAGAGGAAUGGGACUUCUUGGACCAUCCCCAAAAGGAGCUGUACAAGAAAGUCAUGUUGGAGAAUGCCUGGAACCUGCUCUCCCUGGGCCUUCCAGUUCCCAGAGAAGACGUGAUCUCUUAUUUUCAUCAAAGGCAAACACCAUGGUUGUUGGACCAAGAAGGCCUGAGGAGCUGCCCUCCAGAUGGAGAAAUAAGAUCUGAAAUGAAGGACACCACUACAGAGCUAAAGCUUUCUGUAGAAGAAACUCAGAAUGGAACAUUCAUGAGUGAUGGUCCCUGUGACUUCAAUUGGAGAGAAAUCUGUACUAAAUAUGAAAGAAUCCAAACAGGAGGAAGACAUGAGUGUAAACAGUGUGGAAAGGCUUUUAUGAGAAAGGCUGGUUUUAUUGCACAUAUGAGGAUCCACAAUGAAGCAAAAUGUUAUGAAGGUAAUCAAUGUGGAAGAGCUUUUCAAAACAAGGCUCCUCUUAUUGUAUCUGAGAGAAUCCACACUGGAGAGAAAUCUUAUGAAUGCAACCAAUGUGGAAAGUCUUUUAGAAGGACAUAUAAUCUCACUGUACAUCAAAGGAUCCAUUCAGGAGAGAAACCUUAUGAAUGUAAGCAAUGUGGGAAGGCUUUUGCACGUACAGAAAGUCUUAGUCUUCAUCAGAGAACCCACACAGGAGAGAAACCUUAUGAAUGUAAGAAAUGUGGGAAAGCUUUUACUCGAAUGGAAAAUCUUACUCUGCAUCAGAGAAUCCACACUGGUGAGAAACCUUAUGAAUGUAAGCAAUGUGGAAAGACUUUUAUACGGAGGGCUGGUUUUAUUGCACAUCAGGGAAUCCAUGAUGAAGUGAAACUUUAUGAAGCUAAUGAAUGUGGACAGAUUUUUAGUGACAAGAGAUGUCUUAUUGCUCAUCAGAGAAUACAUUCUGGAGAGAAAAAAUAUAAAUGUAAUCAAUGUGGAAAGGCUUUUAUUUGGAGGUUCAAACUUAGUGUGCAUCAGAGAAUCCACACUGGAGAAAAACCUUAUGAGUGUAAUCAGUGUGGAAAGACUUUCAGGGUGAGA